Molecule: messenger RNA, 1056 nt
Organism: Elephantulus edwardii (Cape elephant shrew)
Lineage: Eukaryota; Metazoa; Chordata; Mammalia; Macroscelidea; Macroscelididae
Gene: SNX15
Product: sorting nexin 15
Exons: 8
Coding region: 1-1056 (351 amino acids)
Molecular function (GO): phosphatidylinositol binding
Source: RefSeq, a predicted model, not a curated record
AUGUCCCGCCAGGCAAAGGAUGACUUCGUGCGGCACUACACGGUCUCGGACCCCCGGACCCACCCCAAGGGCUACACCGAGUACAAAGUGACCGCCCAGUUCAUCUCAAAGAAGGACCCAGAGGACGUCAAAGAGGUGGUGGUCUGGAAACGGUAUAGUGACUUCCGGAAGCUGCAUGGAGACCUGGCCUACACCCAUCGGAACCUCUUCCGCCGUCUGGAGGAGUUCCCUGCCUUCCCCCGUGCCCAGGUGUUUGGCCGAUUUGAGGCCUCUGUGAUUGAGGAGCGGAGGAAAGGAGCGGAGGACCUGCUACGCUUCACGGUGCACAUCCCCGCUCUCAACAACAGCCCGCAGCUGAAGGAGUUCUUCCGGGGCGGGGAGGUGACGCGGCUCUCAGAGGUGCCCAGGGACUUGCAUGUCCUGCCACCGCCUCUGAUCCCCACGCCACCCCCUGAAGAGCCCAGGCCUCACCCUGAGGAGGUCCAGCUGCUGCAGCCCCUGCCCCCUGAAAGGAGGGGCCUGGAGGAGUUGGAGGUGCCAGCCGACCCCCCACCAUCCAGCCCUGCCCAGGAUGCCCUGGACCUCCUCUUUACCUGUGGGGCCACGGAGGAUGCCAGCGGGUCCCCUGCCCAAGUCCCACUCACUGAAGCUGAACUGGCCCUCUUUGACCCUUUCUCCAAAGAAGAUGAUGCCGGUCCCAGCCCCACCCACGUAAGUGAGCUGGCAACGAUAGAAGUAGAGCCCAGGAGACUGGACCAGGACCAGGACCCCUGGGAGCCAGGAGGGCAGGAGGAGGAAACGGAUGAGGAAGGAGGGUCCUCCCCUGCCUAUCUGAGCCAGGCCACGGCGCUCAUCACCCAGGCCCUGGAGAACGAGAAGGCAGGUGCCUAUCCUGCCGCACUCCAGGGCUACAGAGAUGGCGUGCAUAUCCUGCUCCAGGGCGUCUCUGGUGACCCAUCUCCUGCCCGCCGGGAAGGUGUGAAGAAAAAGGCAGCUGAGUACCUGAAGCGGGCAGAGGAGAUCUUUCGCCUGCACCUGUCCCAGCUGCCGCCGUGA